Coniophora puteana RWD-64-598 SS2 is the source of this 1727-nucleotide messenger RNA. RefSeq lists its product as uncharacterized. Lineage: Eukaryota; Fungi; Basidiomycota; Agaricomycetes; Boletales; Coniophoraceae. The coding region runs from base 1 to 939 and encodes 312 amino acids. The transcript has 8 exons. The record is from RefSeq and is a predicted model, not a curated record. Gene Ontology annotation, molecular function: acetylpyruvate hydrolase activity.
AUGUCCCUCAGCGAUGUCCACGACCAAUACUAUCUAGAGGCGCGCUGCGCUAACACCCAUCUCAAGUUCUAUCUAUGGCUCAAUUUUGGUCUUGCUUUAUUCGACGGACAGCCCGUAGAUGAGCAGCUAGAUGUCGGAAUUGCUGCUUGGAGAAAGCAGGCUAUUAAAGCAUAUGAAAUUUCUGGUUCUCCGCUGGACCAGACCGCUCAGGUUACAAACAACAUGCUGACUGUGAAGGAGCUCCUUGUCCCAAUACCUCGCGAAGAAAUAAGGACUAUGCGUUGUCUCGGACUAAACUAUGCUGACCACGCGGCGGAGGCCAACAUGGAUUUGCCUGAAGUCCCUACAAUGUUCAUGAAAGCCACGACUUCCGUAAUCGGACAUGGUGCCUCUAUAUGCGUGCCUCGGAUAGCGCAGCCCGUCUCUGAGCACCUCCCCGAUUAUGAGGCUGAAGUCGCUAUUAUAAUCAGCAAGCCCGCAAAAGACGUGACUGAGGCUGAUGCGUUGACUUACGUCCUUGGAUAUGCUGCUGCAAACGAUGUGUCAUUCCGCAAACACCAAAUGAUGACGUCGCAAGCCUGCUCAAAGAGCUUCGACAACACUACUCCUCUUGGAUCUUGUAUCGUUUCUAGUCGAACAAUUUCCGAUCCACAGAAUCUUCCGAUUACCUUCACACAGUGCCUUUUCAACACCUUCAGCGAGCAAAUUUUCACCAUUGCCCAAACGGUAUCCUACUUAUCUCAAGGCACAACCCUUGAAGCAGGCUCGGUCAUCCUGACCGGCACACCCAAGGGUGUGGGUUUCACUCGUAGCCCGCCAACUUUCCUCAAGCAUGGUGAUGAAAGCCGAGUGUAUAUCGGGAACGGUAUUGGGACAUUGGUUAAUCCCGUCAUCAAGGAGGGGAUUCAGGAAAACUGGGAACUCACUACACCACAGUAGAGGCCAGACAUGCUCGUUUGGUGCCAGACACUAUAAUGAGGUAUUGUGGACAAAAAACUAAAUUGAUUCCAUUAAUGACCCGACAAAAACCUGGUGCAUGCGUGCUAGUACUAAAAGGCUAGAGACAUUAAUAUAGGUGUUUAUGCUUUGACGGUAAUUUCAUAAGUAGAAGCUUGGUGAAGAAAAGCUCGUUUGAAAUAUGAUACGCGGUGUUAGUUAGCAGUGGAAAACAAAUGCACUUCUGAAGUAGUCUUUGCCAUGAGUGUCGUGAGCGCAAAUCAGAAUGCACAGCUCACCAAUAAGUCAGCCGCUUCACGCCAGAGAAGAACCUGUCCAUCGUGUUGUGAACGAUCGGGAACCUAGAGACACCGCACUUCUCGCUCUCAAUAUGCUGACAGAGUCCGCUGAGAGUGUUGAAGUGAGCACCACAACUCGACAUCGGGCAGCGGUACGACUUGGCCUGGUGGCGAGGGCUCGAGAGAUGUUUGUUCAAGUCGACGAUGGCGCGGAACUGAGACUGGCAAAGAUAACAUUGGUAGGCGCGGCCGUUCCACGAAGCAUCGGUGGCGAUAUACUUCGUCAUGCUGUCGCCGCCAGUCAGGAGGCGCGUGGUGAUGACAUUGCCCCUGUCCACCUGGCGGACGUAGCUAUCGACUGCAUGUCUGUUGACCCCUGAACGGCAACCACCGUUCUCCAGGUGGAGGACGAGGGCAGACUUGGAAACGAAGGCUUGUCCACACCCGCUGAACGGACAUACGAAGUCAGCGCUCCGGUGGAUCCUUGAGUUC